Molecule: messenger RNA, 3745 nt
Organism: Odontomachus brunneus
Lineage: Eukaryota; Metazoa; Arthropoda; Insecta; Hymenoptera; Formicidae
Gene: mas
Product: protein masquerade
Exons: 11
Coding region: 312-2618 (768 amino acids)
Biological process (GO): proteolysis
Molecular function (GO): serine-type endopeptidase activity
Source: RefSeq, a predicted model, not a curated record
UCCAUCCAUCUGACAGGUCGAGGCAGGCGAUGCGGGCCCGAGCCGCACGACGACAACAUUGUGAACAUCACUAGAACUCUCUCGCGGUGAAGAGCAGUUUGACACGCACGUGAUUGAGUCCACGCGAACAAGACAGUGCAUCAGUCUCGUCUCGUCUCAUCUUACAGAGGCAGUUUCUGUUUCUUUCUCUCCGUAUCUAUCUCUCUCUCUUUUUGUUUUUCCUGUCGCUCUUCCUCUUUUUCUUUUUCUUCUUCACUACUGAACUCCUGACUGAAGAAACAGGAACGGAGGCGGCUUGAGGGAGGCUGAAGAUGAUACUGAGAGUAGCUCCUGGGGGCAUCGUCCUUUUGCUCGCGCUAGCCGGGUCAGUUGGCGGUCAAGAUGACGAUUCUUUGGCCAGCAGCUUCAUAUCAGGUUUUUUAAAUACCUUGACGAACACGGCGAAGGUUGAUGGCUGUCCGGGUGUAUGCGUGCACGCGUUGGCGACGUUGAUGUGCGACGACGUUCUGGAGAACGUGCAGUGUCCCACGGCCAGUAUGCGAUGUUGCCUUCACGACGCGAUGAACGGCACCGGCUCGUCCUCUGAAAACGCCAUCGAUGACGAGGAGCCGACCUCGACCGUGUCCACGACGAUCAAGACGACCACGAUUUCUACGACGACACCUGCGACAACCGCCACGACGCUCGGCACGUCUACUUCCUCUACUUCGGCAAAAACUACACCGGAAAACUAUAACAAAAGCAGUGACAAACCCGGGAAAGCAUGCUUGGGGAUCUGCAUGAGCGAGAGAAUCGCCAAUUAUUGCGACGCCAUACUGGUGAUAGACAACCUGUGCUCGUCGGGCUUGAAGUGUUGCGUGGCCCGGGACGCUUUCGGCGAUUCGCCGCCGCCCGAACUCUUGGUGAUCGAUCGCACGAAAUCAAACGAGAAUUCCUCUCGUAAUGAUGAGAAAAACAACAGCAGUGUGUACAGCAAAACUUCGUUCACGCCGAUGACGACGCGACCGAACACAUCGCUCUCGACGAGUGUCUCCGCGAUGAUUACCACAACGACGACUACGACGAUGGCUACCAGACAACCGCCACCGCCGCCAACGACAACGACGACGACGACGACGACGACAACGACGAGACCGAAGCCGGUGCUACUAAAGACAUGCAGAGGAGAGUGCAUAAGCGGUCUGGCCGCGCUCUUCUGCGACAGCAUCGACAGCGACGCGGAUUGUCCGAACGAAGAGUCCGCGUUGACGGUUUGCUGUGUCAACGAACCGCUACCUGCGAAAACGGAAACGACGACAACGACGACGAUCCGGCCGUCUACGAGAGCUCCUCAACCGAAGCUACCGCCGUGUCCUGGCUUCUGUUUGCUGACUAUUAUGGCAGCAUUCUGCGAACGGCCAAACACAAUUAUAACAAAGACAUCGACCUGUCCCUCUAGUUCCAUCUGUUGCGAUAAUACAAAAAGUCCUCAGACAUCAAGACCAAAGCCGAAACCCACCCCGCGACCGCCGACGACCGUACCGUUACCACCAGACCCACGUCCGGAGUGUCCUGGUUCCUGCAUCAUGUCCUACUUGUCGUUCACCUGUUUCCGAAACGCUGAGCUGACAAACUUGUUCAAGUGUAAAAAGCAGGGACAUGAGUGCUGUGCUCCGAAGUCUCUGAUAAGAAAUGCUACCGAGCCACUUUUGAUGAACAGAAACGACACGUUCCACGUCACAUCCAGACCUUACACCACUCCGCUUACAACGUCGAUGUACGAAGCAACGACGAUCACCAGCACCACCAGAAGUCCCGUAUACAGCAAAUAUGUUUGUGGUGUGAAAGGCACGUCUCGUGGGCCGAUCCAGGCCCGAAGUUCCAAAAGGACUGCACGCGUGGUAGGAGGUGAAGACGCGGACGCCAACGAGUGGUGCUGGCAGGUUGCCUUGAUCAAUUCUCUUAAUCAGUACCUCUGCGGAGGCGCGUUGAUAGGAACGCAGUGGGUGCUCACUGCGGCGCACUGCGUCACGAACAUCGUCAGAUCUGGCGACGCGAUCUACGUGAGGGUGGGCGAUCACGAUCUCACUCGUAAAUACGGGAGCCCCGGCGCUCAAACUUUGCGCGUCGCAACCACGUACAUCCACCACAAUCAUAACAGUCAGACACUCGACAAUGAUAUCGCGUUGCUGAAGCUUCACGGCCAAGCGGAGCUGAAGGAUGGAGUUUGUUUGGUCUGUUUGCCAGGGCGCGGUGUUAGUCACACUGCUGGCAAAAGGUGUACGGUUACCGGUUAUGGAUACAUGGGAGAAGCUGGUCCUAUACCUCUUCGGGUACGUGAAGCGGAAAUACCGAUCGUCAGUGACGCUGAGUGCAUCAGGAAAGUCAACGCCGUGACUGAGAAGAUUUUCAUUCUACCAGCCAGCAGUUUCUGCGCCGGUGGGGAACAAGGAAAUGACGCGUGUCAGGGCGAUGGUGGAGGUCCCUUGGUAUGUCAAGACGACGGCUUCUACGAAUUAGCUGGACUGGUAUCCUGGGGAUUCGGUUGCGGUCGUCAAAACGUUCCGGGCGUGUAUGUAAAGGUCUCCGCGUACAUCGGUUGGAUAAAUCAGAUCAUAUCAGUGAACAAUCAUCAAUGAACUCUAGCUUAUCUCGCAUACGCUCUCGAAUAUACAUCUAAGAUAUUUAUUUAUUGACGGAAGAUCGUAGUACCUUCACGCGCUUGAUGAUACGUAAUACAUUAUGCUACACGCACGGAUAGAGCUAUCGCGAGACAAAACGGUGCACAUGCAAAUCGAUGCGGUGUGUGUUUUGAAACAAGAGAAACCGGUGCCAAAAAUAAUUCAUUUUUUUUCAAAUGUCGCGAGAUGUUCGCGACGCGUUCGGCGGUAAAUGACGAGAGCUGUAAAUGCAGUGUAAGUAAUGCUUUGUCAAUAUGUGCGAAAUUUUCACUUUGUUUUUCUUAUUUGUAAGUUAUUCGCGACGUCGUCGCGAUUUACUAGCUUUGAGAGCCCCGUUUAUUCGACAUUCCGAUAAUUCUCUUUUCUGUACUUCGUUAACUGUGCCAUCAAGUGCGUAUAUUGUUUCUAGAUGACAAAGAUAUUUUUCUACGUGACGUAAUGCUUCUAAAUAGAUUCUUCUAAAUAGACUUGAUUAUUGUUGAUUAAUUAAUUAAUAGUAGGGGAAGAUAUAUGUGCGUUAUUUAUUUAUGUUAAAUCAUGUAAUACGAGUAAAAGCCAAUUUCAUGAAUGUCGCUCGUAACUUUUCAAGUAAAUAGUGAUACAUCCUUGUGGAUAAUAUUCACUUUUUCACAAAGAUCUAUCCUGAAUCAAGCGAUAGUUUAGUAGUAAGCUGUACAAGUAUUACUAUUGAAUAUUAUUUAAUCUCAUUUACUUGUGAAAUUGGCUCUAUACGUAUUUCUCGCCGGAAUUUUUAAUUUUUUAUAUCCAUUCUCGUUGAUCCUGAAUAUAUACGAUUAUUUUGUGCUUUGUAUAUUAUUGCAUUAUUCGUAAGUUGCUGCUAUAUACAUAUAUUUAUAUGUAUAUUUAGGAUCUUUGUUGUCAUAUCCAAAUGUUAGUGGAUUGUACAUCUCGAUAUCAAACUUAGUAAUUAAGCGCACUAAAUACGUACUUCGUAAGCCAUUACAAAACAAAAAUUUCUAUUUUUCCAACGACUGCACACCAUUCCAUCCUUGUGUGUGUGCAUGAGAAACUUUAUAAUAAAGAUUAAAAUAAUUGUGUAGAAAUACAGUAUUCUGAAACAAAGA